This is a messenger RNA of Fundulus heteroclitus (mummichog), 861 nucleotides long. RefSeq lists its product as uncharacterized. Bases 1 to 657 code for a protein of 218 amino acids. The record is from RefSeq and is a predicted model, not a curated record. NCBI's taxonomy places the organism in Eukaryota, Metazoa, Chordata, Actinopteri, Cyprinodontiformes, Fundulidae. The transcript is spliced from 4 exons.
AUGUUAGAUUAUUUUCCAAAAGAUAAACCAACAGACGAAAGGAAGAUUAGUUUCCUGUUGGAACGACAGUCACAAAGAAAGGUGGCAGGAAGGGGAAAGAAAUUAGAGGAGCAGCAGAAGGUUGUUGAUGAAAAGCUACAAAAAGAUGUCCAAACACCUAAAACAAAUUUUACUAAAUCAAACCACAUAGAAGAUUUCCUCUUCCCAUGUAAAGUCGCCACUUUGAGUGGAUCUUUUCCACUAGACACUGUUUUCAUCCUUCUUCUAAUUCACUCUUGUGGAGCUGAUUUGUUGGCAGCUCUCUCUGCAGUGAUUUGCCGCUUGUUCUCCAUCGAUGUCUUCGUUGACUUGGUGUUUGGGAUGACAACUAUUUAUUACAUGCAGAAGUGGAAGCGGGAGAGGGAAGUGUUGCUGGACACAAUUUUUGAGCUUCAAAGGCAGUUAAUGGAGAGGGAGCAGGACAAAAGAGAUGAAACUGCUACCCUGGUGGAGGUGAAGACUAAACUGAAGACCUGGAUGGAUCACCUUAGAAUUAUAGCCGAGGAGGCAGAGGCCAAAAUAGAAGAAAACAAACAGAAGCUUAAGUCAGUGGAGAUGGGAUAUACGGAGGAAGCGAAAUGUUUUGGCAAAUCCUGGACCGACACUGGACCAGUCUAAGAAAAACUGAUGAAGCCACUAAAACUUAGAUUUACCUACAUGCAGAGGCAGGACAUUUUUUUCUUGUACAAUGUUGCAGCAUGAAGAGCCCUAAAUGUGAAAAGAGAUUUAAGUUAAGAAUGAACAUUUGUAUAUAAAUGCUGAAUUACUCACUCUCUUGUUCAUUUUUUAUGAAAUAUUAUUUUUCCUUUUUCCAGCUAUGAA